GCAUAGAGCCCUUCAUUACCGACCAGACUAUUCUCUAGGGACUUUCUGAAGUCCCUAGAUGGUUUUGUGCCUCGAAGUUGGCGGGUGUGAACGACAUCCGGAUGAAUUUGUCGGAUUUCGGUCUUUCAGCAGUGCAAGAUGGCUGACCAGACGGAGCGUGCGUUUCAAAAGCAGCCAACAGUUUUCCUGAACCGCAAGAAGGGAGUUGGACCAAAAUCCAGGAAGCCCUCGAGGUACACUCGCAAUGUUGGGUUGGGAUUCAAAACUCCACGUGAGGCCAUUGAAGGUACUUACAUCGACAAAAAGUGCCCCUUUACUGGCAAUGUUUCGAUCAGAGGUCGAAUUCUCACUGGUGUUGUCCAGAAGAUGAAGAUGCAGCGAACAAUCGUCAUUCGCAGGGAUUAUCUUCAUUAUAUUAGAAAAUAUAAUCGAUUCGAGAAGAGACAUCGCAACAUGAGUGUCCACCUCAGUCCUGCCUUCAGGGAUGUGGAAAUUGGUGACGUCGUGACUAUUGGCGAAUGCAGACCCCUCAGCAAAACCGUCAGAUUCAACGUCCUCAAAGUAACCAAAGGAACUGGAUCGAAGAAGAGUUUCAAGAAGUUCUAAUUUUUCCCUUCAACAGCUGAUGGAAACCACCUGGAGACGAUUGCAAGCGCUGAUUGAUCACCAUUCAUCUUGACCUAAAUAAAUUUUUCUUGUAACAACUCAAGACAAUGUCAGCGCGAUGAGAGAACGAUGUUGAAUAAAUUCCGAUUUUCACAAAA
Molecule: messenger RNA, 764 nt
Organism: Diachasmimorpha longicaudata
Lineage: Eukaryota; Metazoa; Arthropoda; Insecta; Hymenoptera; Braconidae
Gene: RpS11
Product: small ribosomal subunit protein uS17
Exons: 4
Coding region: 139-606 (155 amino acids)
Biological process (GO): translation
Cellular component (GO): ribosome; cytosolic small ribosomal subunit
Molecular function (GO): structural constituent of ribosome
Source: RefSeq, a predicted model, not a curated record